CCUAUCGCGGGGGCAAUCUCUCUUUCACACACUCUCACUCAAUUCAUCUUCUGCCGCAGACAUGGCGUCCGUACCAGUGGUUGUGAAGCACCAGGGCAAGAAGUACGAUGUCGAGCUUGACCCGACCUCCACCGGUGAGACGUUCAAGAUGCAGCUCUUCUCCCUCACCGGCGUCGAGCCCGAGCGCCAGAAGGUCCUCGUCAAGGGCGGCCAGCUCAAGGACGACACCGACAUGUCCAAGCUCAACGUCAAGCCCGGCCACACCUUCAUGAUGAUGGGCACUCCGUCGGGCGAUGGCGCGGGCGCCAUCGAGAGGCCCAAGGAGAAGAUCCGCUUCUUGGAGGACAUGACCGAGGCCGAGGCCGCCCAGGCAGUGGGCGCGACGCCCGCCGGUUUGCAGAACCUCGGAAACACCUGUUACAUGAACUCGACACUGCAAACGCUCAAGGCCAUCCCCGAACUGCAGCAGGAGCUGCAGCGCUACCAGCCUGGAUCGUCCGCAGGCAGCUCCGACCUUAGCCGUUUUGGGCUCGGAGGUCUGGGAGCCACGAGCGACCUCACGCAGUCGCUGCGUGAUCUGUUCAAGCAGAUGUCCGAGACACAGGAGGGCUUCCCGCCCAUGAUGUUCCUCAACGCUCUGCGCACCGCUUUCCCCCAAUUCGCGCAGAGGGCCAAGGACGGACACGGAUACGCACAGCAGGAUGCGGAGGAGGCAUGGUCGCAGAUCGUCACUCAGUUGCGCCAGAAGCUGAAAGGAAGCAAUGGCGAAGCUGCAGACUCCUCCUUCAUCGACAAGUAUAUGAGAGGCAGCUUUGAGUCGGUAAUGGAAUGCGACGAGUCGGCUGCAAAGGAGGGCGGCGAGGAGCCUAUUAAGGGCUCGGAUGAGUUCCUCAAGCUGAACUGCCACAUCACGUCCGAGGUGAACCAUUUGCGGGAGGGCAUGCAAGCUGGUAUGGAAGAGAAGAUCGAGAAGAACUCUGAGGUCCUUGGCCGUAACGCCAUGUAUACGAAGACUUCGCGCAUCACGAGGCUGCCGAAGUACCUUCCUGUCCAUUUCAUGCGCUUUGACUGGCGCAGGGAUACGAACAAGAAGGCCAAGAUUAUGCGGAAGGUCACAUUUCCCCAGGAGUUGGAUGUUGUCGAGUUUUGUUCCGAAGACCUGAAGAAGCUGCUCAUCCCAGUUAGGGACAAGAUCAGGGAGAUUAAGAAGGAGGAGGAGGAUGUUGAGCGGGCCAGGAAGAGGCAGAAGCGGAUGCAGCAGGAGCAGGGAGGUGCCCAGCAGGAGCAGAAGGGCAAGGGACCUGCUACUGAACAACAGGCCUCUUCUGGAAAGAAGGAUGACAAAAAGGAUGACAAGAAGAAAGCCUCCGGCAGCGGCGACGUCGAAAUGGAGGAUGUCGUCUACAAGACCGACGCGGAACUCGAGGCUGAGCGUGCUGCUUCGAUCUUGAAGGCGAAGAAGGAGCUCUUGGCUUUGGUUGACGCUAAGCUCACGUCGGACGAGGGCUGUAACCAGUCGGGUCUCUAUGAGCUGCGCGGUGUUAUCACUCACCAAGGUGCCACUGCCGACAGCGGUCACUACACCUCGUUCGUCAAGAAGGAGGGUGAUAAGGACUUGAAGACUGGCAAGCGCAAGGAGGAGGAUGGCAAGUGGUGGUGGUUCAACGAUGACAAGGUUUCUGAGGUCGAGUUGGACAGGAUUGAGUCCUUGUCUGGCGGAGGCCAAAGUCACUCCGCUUUGAUUCUCCUCUACCGCGCAGUUCCUCUUCCCUCGAAGGAGGAGAUUGAGGAAGCGUCCCAGGCUUCUACCUAAGCAGCACACAUAUAAGAUGACGUUGGCCAUGUCUUCUAUGGGGUGCGCAUACUGGUAAUGGGCUUGGGAUUGUAUGAGUGAUGAGCAUAGCGUGCAUUGGUGAUAGAUUCUUGCUCGCUUUCGAGCCACAUAGAACGGGAUGAUGGCACAUUAAGAGCCUGAAGAGCUUCAAAUAUUAGUAUUCCAUAACCAUACCUUCCAC
Aplosporella prunicola CBS 121167 is the source of this 2015-nucleotide messenger RNA. RefSeq lists its product as uncharacterized. NCBI's taxonomy places the organism in Eukaryota, Fungi, Ascomycota, Dothideomycetes, Botryosphaeriales, Aplosporellaceae. The record is from RefSeq and is a predicted model, not a curated record. Gene Ontology annotation, molecular function: cysteine-type deubiquitinase activity; protein binding; proteasome binding. The transcript is spliced from 4 exons. Bases 62 to 1813 code for a protein of 583 amino acids. Gene Ontology annotation, biological process: protein deubiquitination; regulation of proteasomal protein catabolic process; proteasome-mediated ubiquitin-dependent protein catabolic process.